AUGGCAUCGUGCUUUUACUCUCGCACUCAUCGCAAUGCUGAUAUUGACGCCGUAUUGUGUAUUCCAUUCACGGAAGCCUCUUCAGGCUCAAUCACAGAGAUAUUAUACACUAUAAAGUAUCCAGAGUACAAAGAAAAUGGCGACAAAUGGGUGAUUCGACAGACUGGAGUCUACCAGCGAUACGACAGCGCAACAUCGCAGAGUUUGUGUGUGCUUCUCAGUCCAACUCCCCAGUCCAAACUACAAUGCGAAGCAAUGCAAUGGCUGUCGAUGUCAAGUAAUAAAGCAAAGGUAGAUGUCGAUCCAUUUUGGCUUCAUCAGCUGUUGUUCACAGCAUACUUUCCCGCAUGGAGAAUCUACAUCAUGACGAUGGAGAACAAAUUCUUGCCCGUCGCCAAGGAAGCCCUAGUAACUGUCAUUGAAGAGCCCUUGGGACUAGGACAUGAUGCGGUUAUUGCCUUGAACAGCCUAGAAACUCGUUUCCGCCAAGUGCCAGCUCUUCUUUCGUCGGCGAUGGACCUUCUUCAAGACCUAUCGGCACUCAUUGACGCUGAAUCGGAGACAAGCGAGACAAAACAUGUUACUCAGUGUUUGAAGAAUCAUGUUCGAUAUUGCAAGACCUAUUCACAAUCUGCAAACUAUUUACAGCAGCAGGCAAAAAGUGUCGCCAAGUUGCUCUCUGGCAGCUUGUUGGCGCGUGAUCAGCUUUUGGCACAGGAGCAAAACAAAAACAUACUGGAACUAAACAAAUCAGCUGUUUUUAUUACUAGACUCACUUUGUUCUAUCUUCCAACAUCAUUCGUUGCAACAUUUUUUGGCAUGAAUUUCUUCGACAUGGAUAUUGAAACCAGCCGCAUAGUUGGCACAUCCAUGAUAUGGAUUUUUUUCCUGUCUUCACUCGGGCUCACCGCAGUGACUUAUCUUCUUUACUACUGGCUAAUACGUCACGACGGGGCGGCGUUUCAUCUACCAAAGAUGCGCCUGGUCCCAGCUUGGAAAUUCCAUGAUAUCAAAAGACAGAUGAGAUUUGGAACGAAGGAAGCAAGAGAUUUCUAUGAGGGUGAGGCCUAA
This is a messenger RNA of Penicillium nucicola, 1071 nucleotides long. RefSeq lists its product as uncharacterized. Gene Ontology annotation, molecular function: metal ion transmembrane transporter activity. Bases 1 to 1071 code for a protein of 356 amino acids. Gene Ontology annotation, biological process: metal ion transport; transmembrane transport. The record is from RefSeq and is a predicted model, not a curated record. Gene Ontology annotation, cellular component: membrane. NCBI's taxonomy places the organism in Eukaryota, Fungi, Ascomycota, Eurotiomycetes, Eurotiales, Aspergillaceae. The transcript is spliced from 3 exons.